Messenger RNA from Marmota flaviventris (yellow-bellied marmot), 2225 nucleotides. It is a transcript of the gene Txlnb, whose product is annotated as taxilin beta. Gene Ontology annotation, molecular function: syntaxin binding. The record is from RefSeq and is a predicted model, not a curated record. NCBI's taxonomy places the organism in Eukaryota, Metazoa, Chordata, Mammalia, Rodentia, Sciuridae.
GUGUGUGUGUGUGUGUGUGUGGUUUCUCUCAGCCCUGUAAGAAUGCCACCCGCCUGCCUGCUCCUGCUGUUGCUGCGGCUCCGACUUGCUUUUUUGCUCCCUCUUUCCUCUCUCUUCUCUUCCUGCUUAGCUCCUUGCCUUCUGACACUACUUCCAGUAUGGAGACUAAUCACUCUGAACAGCUCUCAACUGAAGAGUCAACUCUGCCAGGAGACAGUUCAUCAUCACCUAAUCAAAAUGGCCUGGGGAAGCAAAACGGUCAGGAUUCCUCAACCUCACUCCAAGAACCAGAGCAGGCAACAAGUGUGCACCCUGUAAAGGGAGCUCAAGAUAUCUCCGAAGAGUUGAAUCGACAACUGGAAGACAUCAUUAACUUGUAUGGAUCUGCUGCCAGUACAAUAGGAAAAGAAGGCUCUGCCAAAACACAGGAGCAGCCUGAAAAUGCAGAGGCACCUGACAAUGAGGAUGGGGACUGUGAGGAAACCAAUGAAGAGGCUGAAAGAGAACCCCUUGCUUCUGAAGAACCAUCCAUAGUCAAAGAACCUGUUGGCAAUAAAGAGCAAAAAUUGGAAAAGAAAAUCCUAAAAGGAUUAGGCAAAGAAGCCAACUUGCUAAUGCAAAAUCUGAACAAGCUACAGACACCUGAAGAAAAGCUUGAUUUUUUACUCAAGAAGUAUGCUGAAUUGCUGGAUGAACAUCGCACAGAGCAAAAGAAGUUAAAGGUCCUACAAAAGAAACAGAUGCAAAUCCAGAAAGAAAAGGACCAAUUACAAAGCGAACACAGCAGAGCUAUCCUGGCUCGAAGCAAACUGGAGAGUCUGUGCCGAGAGCUGCAGAGACACAAUAAGACACUGAAGGAGGAAACCCUCCAGCGGGCACGUGAGGAAGAAGAGAAAAGGAAGGAGAUCACAAGUCAUUUUCAAACUACCCUGACAGAUAUCCAGGCACAGAUAGAGCAGCAGAGUGAGCGAAAUAUGAAGCUCUGUCAGGAGAACACAGAGCUUGCAGAAAAACUGAAAAGCAUCAUUGAUCAGUAUGAGCUCAGAGAGGAGCAUCUGGACAAAAUAUUUAAACACAGAGAACUGCAGCAGAAGCUGGUGGAUGCAAAACUUGAGCAGGCACAAGAAAUGAUGAAGGAAGCAGAGGAGCAACAUAAACGAGAAAAGGAAUAUUUACUGAACCAGGCAGCGGAGUGGAAACUUCAGGCCAAAGUGCUGAAGGAACAAGAGACAGUGCUACAGGCUCAGCUUACUCUCUACUCUGGAAGGUUUGAAGAGUUCCAGAGCACACUUACAAAAAGCAAUGAAGUGUUCGCCACUUUUAAGCAGGAAAUGGAUAAAACAACCAAGAAAAUGAAAAAGCUGGAAAAGGACACAGCCACGUGGAAAGCCCGAUUUGAGAACUGUAACAAAGCCCUAUUGGACAUGAUUGAAGAGAAAGCACUGAGAGCUAAGGAAUAUGAGUGUUUCGUGAUGAAAAUCGGGAGGCUGGAGAAUCUCUGUCGCGCUUUACAAGAAGAGAGAAACGAACUCUAUAAAAAAAUCAGAGAAGCCAAAGUGUCUGAACAGGAGGACCAAAGUCAGCAUAGUUCCGACGAAGAGCCAGAGGCAAAUGUCUCUGUGGACAGAGAGAUAGAUGCAGAGGAGGCCAACAGUGUUCAAAACGCUGUGGCAAACCUGGCUGCAGCCUUCCAGGUAAUUAAGCGUCCGGAGUCCAGCCUCCAGCAGUCGGAGGCAUUGCCCCCAGCACUGGGCGGGCCUCGGGGCAGCGGUGGCUCCGCCCCCAGGGAGCUGGAAGCGCUCCCUCCGCUCCUUCUCGGGGGUUCAACUGACCCGCGGCCUCCUCCAGUCCCUCAGGCUGAGGCCCUAGGAGGUGAGGAGGCAAAGCCUGCCUCUGAGGUCAGUAAUCCCUUGACCCAGGCGGGAGCAGAGCCCCGAGCUCAGAGUCUCUCCGAGGAGCCUCAGGCUGCUGAGCUGCCCCGGAAAUCAGAGGUCGGAGUUUCCGGUCAGGCCUCACAGGCCGCAUCCGAGGCCUCCCCUUGCGGGGUGGAAGCAGAGGGUUCCGCUCCACCACCUCCAGCCAAGGUGCAAGCUCCAGCAGGGCCGCCUAGGUGUGAGCCCAGCGAGCAGCCCCUGCCAGGAGCCUCAAAGGAGCUGGGCCCCGAGGCCCCGGCCCAAUUCCAGCUGCCCAUGGUGGCCGACACCAACCUGGAACCAGUAGACUGA